This is a messenger RNA of Coccinella septempunctata (seven-spotted ladybird), 444 nucleotides long. It is a transcript of the gene Chrac-16, whose product is annotated as chromatin accessibility complex 16kD protein. Lineage: Eukaryota; Metazoa; Arthropoda; Insecta; Coleoptera; Coccinellidae. Gene Ontology annotation, cellular component: CHRAC; nucleus. Gene Ontology annotation, molecular function: protein heterodimerization activity. The transcript has a single exon. Bases 1 to 444 code for a protein of 147 amino acids. The record is from RefSeq and is a predicted model, not a curated record.
AUGACGUCCACAAAGUCCCACCUGCCAAUCGGCAGGAUCAACACGAUCAUGAAGAGCUCUUCCGACGUGGAAAACGUCGGUAAAGACUCCGUCAUCCUGAUGUCGAAGGCGGCCGAGUUGUUCAUAAGGAAACUGGUCGUGGACAGUUUCAACUGCAUGAAGCAGAAGGAUCCUUCUAGCAGGACCCUGAAAUACCAGAACCUGGCCACCGUGGUGCAGAGGUCCAACAAGUACCAUUUCCUCAAGGACAUGACUCCCAUGAAGAUAACCGUGAGGGAGUACAAGAGGAUUAUGGCCAGGAAGAAUGGAAAGGAGGCUGAUGUGGAGGAGGAAGAGGACGAGGAAAUGCCGGAAGAGGCGUCUAGCGAGAGCGGAAGUGACGACGAGGGUAGCAUUAGCAGUAGCGGGAGUAGCGGAAGUGUUGUCAGUGUACUCAGUGAUUGA